Messenger RNA from Quercus robur (English oak), 2908 nucleotides. RefSeq names its product nuclear pore complex protein NUP88. Gene Ontology annotation, cellular component: nuclear pore. The transcript has 9 exons. Bases 129 to 2549 code for a protein of 806 amino acids. The record is from RefSeq and is a predicted model, not a curated record. Gene Ontology annotation, biological process: mRNA export from nucleus; protein import into nucleus; ribosomal large subunit export from nucleus. Gene Ontology annotation, molecular function: protein binding; structural constituent of nuclear pore. Lineage: Eukaryota; Viridiplantae; Streptophyta; Magnoliopsida; Fagales; Fagaceae.
UUCUUAGAAAAAAAGAAAGAAAAAAGAAAAGAAGGAUCCAGGGCUCCCCGCGGUCUCACUCUCUCACAGCACAGCUGAGAAAAGAAACCGAGAGAGAGAGUAAAAGCAAAAUAAAACAAAUAAAAAAAAUGAGGUUCAACUUCGACUUACAGGAUCCGAAUUUAACACAAAGGCGUUCCGUCACGCCCAAAGAAGAAGUGGAAUGGGUUCCCCUUCAGAACCACCCAAUCUUCUCCUCCUCCACCACCGAAGACCACGCUUCCACCUCCGCCACGUCAUCGCCGCGAAACCUUUUGGCCUGGGACGGAGCCACCAGGCUCUACUUCUGGGACUCCAACAAACACUGCCUCCAUCGCAUCUCUAUCCGACUCGGCGAACCCCAACCUACCUCCGUCCUCGCCUCUUCUCCCUCUAAGGUAUUGCAAGCAGAUGUGCAGCUCAACUUUGUGGUUCAUAAAAUCUCCAUCAAUAGGAAUGGAUCUGCGAUAUUACUUGCUGGUUCAGAUGGUUUAUGCGUCAUGUACCUUUAUGGGCGUAAUUCUACUGAAGAGAAUGCCAUAAUUUGCAGGACUGUUACUGUUGGUUCACAACUCUAUUCCAAUGGCUCCAAUGCCAUACGUAUGCUACAAGUUUCAUGGCACCCAUAUAGUGACACCCAUAUGGGAGUUCUUUCUUCAGAUUCAGUUUUCAGACUUUUUGAUUUGUCGUCAGAUCUGCUGCUACCAGAGCAAGAAUAUUAUCUACAGCCCGUUGAACCCGGUAGAUCCAGGAAUGUCACAUCAAUCUGUCCUGUUGAUUUUUCUUUUGGAGGUGACCACUUAUGGGACAGGUUUAGCGUUUUUGUGUUAUACACUGAUGGUUCACUUUACAUCCUCUGCCCAGUUGUUCCAUUUGGGAGUUUCUACAAAUGGGAAUCUAUACUAGAGAUAUACAGUGAUGCUCAUACAUUUGGACUGAAAUCAGCCAAUUCAACAGCUGUUAGUAAUUCUAAUCUGGCAAUCUCUUGGUUGGAAGCAACGUUUCCUGAGUUAGCAAACCCAGAAGCAGAAGGGGGAGAUCUGUCCAUGCUUAGAGCUCAUCCUUAUGCUCUAUUUGAUGCAUCAAUUUCCUUGCAGGGGCCUCUGCAGAAGGUAUGUCAUGGUGGAGAUGAAAAUUUAGCAGUUCGGGGUGCUGAAUGUGAAGGCCGUGCUGUCAGUUUUCUUUAUAAUUUAGUUAGCAAAGACUCAAUUCUGGUGACUGCCUGGAGUGGUGGGCAAUUGCAAAUAGAUGCCUUGGCUGAUGAAAUCCAGCCAGUUUGGAAUCUUGACAGUCCACCUCGUCUUCGUGUUGAUCCAAAUGACCAAGUUCUUGGUCUUGCUAUGAUUUGUGAAUCGAUUGAAGGGGAACUUCCUAUUGUGAAGCUUGAUCAACCACUUGACCAUACUUUUUGGUUGGGCCAUCCACCCCCUCUGUUGAGACUGGCUAUAGUGGAUUUAGCUCUGCCAAGGGAAACAGAUAGUGGUUCUCUUAUCAUGCUGUUUGCUGAUCCCCUUAUGCCAGAAAGAUUAUUUUCCCUUCACGAAGGAGGGAUAGAUUCAAUAGUGUUGCAUUUUCUACCAUUUACCAAUCAGACUAGAGGCAAGGAUGAGACCAUGAGAACACCCUCAGUGCAUCCUAUUCUAAGUACAUGUCAAGGAGAAAACCCUGUGCAGUCUCCACUCUGUGGUUUUGUGUCUUUAUCGGAUUCGUUUGGAUAUUCAUGGAUUGUAGGAGUUACUGUUUGUCAAGAAUGUGUUGUGCUAGAAAUGAAAACUUGGAACCUUUUGUUGCCUAUGCAUGUUGAUAUGGACAAGUCCAUUAGUUUGCAAGAACAGAAAGAGAGAGAUAUACCAGAUAUUAUAAGCAAAGAACUCCUUCUUGGACCUAAGGCUAUUCUUCUUCCACAAGCCCAACCAAAUCUACGUUCUGUUGCUGCUGACUCUAUUGAAGGUCGGCAAACUCUACAUCAGUACUUCAAGCUUUUCCAUGAGAAUUAUGUGGAGUAUGCACAUAAGGUUCACUUUGAGAUCAAGCAUCAUGGGCCUCAGUUGAAGAGGAUAAUUGAUGACCAGCAUGCUCGUUUAGUUGGUGCACAGAGAAAGCUUCAGAAAGUUGAGGAUAAGCAAUCAAGUUUGGAGGAGAGGAUUGAUCUUGCAACCCAGCUGCACAAUUUUCUGGAGCAGCGUUUGCAACGGUUGAGAAGCUUGCCUGGUGUUCACAAAAAACCACUUUCCAGGGCAGAGCGAGAAUUCAAGUCUGAGCUUGAGCAUUUUUCAGGAGUUGAAUUGGAUGCUUUGCACUCUUCGAUUGAUGCUUUAGCUGCAAGGCUAAGAAGGCACACACAAUCUCCAAAGGGGAAUUUAUCGAACCAACAAAGGCAAAUGUCAGGGAAGAAGAAUCUUGCCCAUGAUGUCCAUAUCUCCCAGCUGAAAUCCUCACUUGAGAAACUUUCACUUGUCAAUAGUGAGAAUUCGAAGAGGGUUAAGAUUGUUGAGUCUGCAUUGAAAAGCCAAGAAAGCAGCAGAUUCUGAAACCUGCCCUACCGUUUUGAUCAUGCUUUUCAAUUAUAGAAGCAUGUUCUUGGUCUAUGGUGCUUGGGUGUUUUGCACUUAGCAUUGCAGAAUUUCGCGACAGUUGAAUGAAAAAUUUAUUAAGUUCUUUCAAACUCAAGCGAUAAUUUCUGUAUGUUUUUAGAGGCAGAUGAUUUUGAGUAUAGGACUUGAAGUCUGUAGAGAAAUGUCAAUUCCUUGGUCUUCGGUCUUUACUGCUGAGAAAUGUUAAUUCCUGUUACUAACUUGCUAGAACGUGAUUGGAAUAUGAUGAUUUAUGUAGGAGCGUUAUUACUGAUGUCAUUCCUUAGAACAUGAUUUCAAAAUUCAUGAUUUUACAA